AUGUCCUGCACAGAUCUUCAUGAGGGACUGGCGGGCCUCGAUAAUGAGUCGUUGCGAUCCUUCUCAGAAUCACUCCCGGACGAGUACCAUGAAUGGGUCGCAGAGUCCGGGAGAACUUCCCGAAAUGGUCAAAUUCUCGACGAUUUCCCUCAUCCACCCAUCCGGGCAAAGGCUCUCGAUGCCAUCGUGGAGGAGCAAGGCUUUCAAGACCAAACAUAUGCCGAAGAAUCAUACCCAACCCCCCGGUCCUCUAUCAAGAACAUGCGGCGCAAUGUCACCACAAAUGAGCUGCCCUUGCUUCAAGAAAUGAACCCUUAUGACGGAGCCGAAGAAUUCAAUCCUGUCAAUGAAGAAGGCGCUUCCUAUGAUCUGAUCGCUCCAUGGGACGGUGUUGAUGCGCCGCUUCACAAACUGGAGCGCCUCUCGGAUGUGAUGUUUGGGAGGGAGCAUAUGUUAUCCAUUCUCAAUAACCCCCGAUAUCUCGCCCGCUUCCGAGAAUUUUUACUGGAAGAGCGGCCGCGGUCAAUUUCCACUCUGACAUAUUACCUCAAUGCAUCCAAGGCGCUAAAAGCACUGGAAUACGCGAAUGCGCUGGUCCGCCUCUCCACCGAUGUCCCCCCGCCAGCAGUCCAGAUGGUUCAGACAGGCAGUGAGAUCGUCGGAAUCACGCAGAACAAGGUUCUUGAGCAACGAGUCGAAGAUGGUCUGAGAGCAUUAGCAGCUGAAGAACUGCCUGCAUUUAUUACCUCAAGGUGCAUUACUAUCACCAGCAAGAUUGUCGAGGAGCGCGUCCGAGGAACCCUGCCAAUGAAGUUUCGAGAUACUUCAAAUGCCUUGGCGGAAGUAUUCUGUUUGACUGACACAUCACGACCGGACAAUCCCAUCAUCUUCGCCUCGAAAGAAUUCCAUCGAACAACCCAGUAUGGAAUGGACUAUGUCCUUGGGAGAAAUUGUCGAUUCCUCCAAGGCCCCAAGACGAGUCCGAACAGCAUACGUCGAAUCCGAGAAGCACUGAGAGAGGGUCGACAUCAUUCAGAGCUGUUCCUCAACUACCGCCGCGAUGGCUCCCCGUUCAUGAAUCUUCUCCAAUGUGCACCCCUUUGUGAUAGCAAAGGCCAGGUAAAAUAUUUCAUCGGCGCACAAAUCGAUGUAUCCGGUUUCGCACUAGAUGGAGCCCAAAUGGAGUCUCUCAUCGAACUGCAAUCACGGUACCGCGACGCUGACGAAGAGAGUGUCGCAGAAAUGCCAGAAGUACAAACCAAGGACGAGUUUCAACAGAUGUGUGAGCUUCUCAGCCCACGGGAACUAUCUGCAGUCCAGGAUCAUGGCGGCGAUCUCUUCCAACCACUGAAUACUCACACGGCUUCGCGAACCCAGCGUCACUGGCUACAGCGUGGAACAUCGAUAGAUAGCGAGGUAGAAGCUAUCCGCCUGCGAGAUUUGAAAUCGACUUUGUUGCGUGGGUCACUGACGGGUUAUCUUCUCGUCCGACCCUACCCCUCCCUCCGCGUCCUCUUCACUUCUCCAUCCCUCCAAAUCCCUGGCAUGCUACAGUCAUCAUUCCUUUCUCGUAUCGGAAGCUCUUCCGCCGUGAAGGAGGAGCUAAUGGCGGCGAUGCAGCAUGGUCACAGUGUCACAGCUCGGAUUAAAUGGGUCACCCGAUUCAACAACGAAGGCCGCGAUCGCUGGGUCCACUGCACGCCGCUAUACGCUAAUAACGGAGAAGUUGGCGUGUGGAUGAUUGUCAUUGUCGAUGAAGACGAAGAGCAGGUCAUCAAUUGGCGGAACUAG
Molecule: messenger RNA, 1791 nt
Organism: Penicillium canariense
Lineage: Eukaryota; Fungi; Ascomycota; Eurotiomycetes; Eurotiales; Aspergillaceae
Exons: 5
Coding region: 1-1791 (596 amino acids)
Cellular component (GO): nucleus
Source: RefSeq, a predicted model, not a curated record